AUGUCUCAAUUCCGCGCGAAGAGGCUGGACAUUGGCUGCUUCGUUAAUGUACGGAAUCUCCGAGAUCACAACAAGCGCAAGGUGUUUGCGCAAUUCGAGCCCGAACGACAAGCCCUCCGAUACAUCAUCCACAACACAACUCUCCCUCAACGAGUCCGCGCGCAAGCCCAACUCCAGCUAUCACAAAUGCACUGCUACACGAGGUUCACUCAGGUUAAGAACCGAUGUAUAAUGGGAGGAAAGGGAAGGGGUAUCAUGAGCGAUUUUAGGAUGGGACGGUUUCAAUUCCGUCUCAACGCGCUCUCUGGAAACAUACCUGGUGUGAGGAAAGCGAGCUGGUAGAUGUAGAAAUGCGACACUGAAGGUUAUGGCCUAAGUGCUAUGAACCUAUAUGAUUCUGGGGAUGCACUGCAUAGCUAGGCGUUCAUUGCUCGAGCUGUAAAUAUGAACUGUAAGAACACCAGGCAAUUGCUACAUCUAUCGUGACUCCUUGCUUUGCGGGAUUGCGAUUUAUCGCCUCGGCGCCCAUAGGUGAACUCC
Molecule: messenger RNA, 540 nt
Organism: Mytilinidion resinicola
Lineage: Eukaryota; Fungi; Ascomycota; Dothideomycetes; Mytilinidiales; Mytilinidiaceae
Product: glucocorticoid receptor-like (DNA-binding domain)
Exons: 3
Coding region: 1-342 (113 amino acids)
Biological process (GO): translation
Cellular component (GO): ribosome; mitochondrial small ribosomal subunit
Molecular function (GO): structural constituent of ribosome
Source: RefSeq, a predicted model, not a curated record